GAGCUCGCGAGUGGGAACGAGCUUGAAGUGUCAAUGACUUAUGAUACGUCUUCGCUUUACACAGCACUCGCAUAUUGCAUUGUUGUUCCUACAUUGCGUCACAGCGCGGAUGAGACUGGGAUCAGUGGGAAGUUCUUCACAUGAUGGAUUGGUACUGACAUCCUGUAAUUUGAGUCAAUUUAGCUAUGAUCGUUCUCCGACAGAUCCCAAAGCACAACAAACUUGGAUUUACCAGCAAGUCUGUGAAACAGUUCAAGAGGCGUAUAUAUAGAUUCGAUCUAUGUUAGCACGUCAAAAAGGAAA
Messenger RNA from Suillus subalutaceus, 303 nucleotides. RefSeq lists its product as uncharacterized. Bases 41 to 271 code for a protein of 76 amino acids. The record is from RefSeq and is a predicted model, not a curated record. The transcript has a single exon. Lineage: Eukaryota; Fungi; Basidiomycota; Agaricomycetes; Boletales; Suillaceae.